Molecule: messenger RNA, 3321 nt
Organism: Tinamus guttatus (white-throated tinamou)
Lineage: Eukaryota; Metazoa; Chordata; Aves; Tinamiformes; Tinamidae
Gene: PDGFRB
Product: platelet derived growth factor receptor beta
Biological process (GO): positive regulation of kinase activity; angiogenesis; positive regulation of smooth muscle cell migration
Cellular component (GO): plasma membrane; signaling receptor complex
Molecular function (GO): platelet-derived growth factor beta-receptor activity; ATP binding; platelet-derived growth factor binding
Source: RefSeq, a predicted model, not a curated record
AUGCCGUGCCCCUCGCUGAAGGCUGCCCUCGGGCUCCUCUUCCUCACCGGGCUUCUGGAGGCAACAUCGGGAGGCCGCAGGCUGCACAUCGAACCCCGAGAUGCUGAGAUCGUCCUCAGCCUCCACAGUACCUUCUCCCUCGUGUGCUAUGGGGAUGGCCUGCUGGUCUGGGAGCGGGAGGGCCAGGUUCUCGCCGCCUCGCUGGAGCACAAGGAUGGUGUCUUCACCAGCAACCUCACCCUCAGGAACGUGACGGGCCGUCAGACCGGGGAGUACGUGUGCACCUACAGCCCCGAGCAGGCUCCAGAGCCGACGGAGAGGAAGGCUGUUUACAUCUACGUUCCAGAUCCUGCCCUAGUCUUCCUCCCCACGGCCGCUGAAGAACUCUUCAUCUUCAUCACGGGUUACACAGAGGCUGUCAUCCCGUGCCGUGUGACCAACCCGCAGAUGCAGGUGACCCUCUAUGAGAAGAAGGUGGAGAACCCCAUCCCAGCUGCUUAUGACCCACAGCAGGGCUUCAAAGGCUUCUUUGAGGACAAGACCUACUUCUGCCGGACAAUUGUGGAUGACCAGGAGGUGGAUUCAGAUACGUUCUACGUCUACAGAAUCCAGGUUUCCUCUGUGAAUGUCUCCAUCAGUGCUGUGCAGACAGUGGUGAGGCAAGGAGAGAACAUUACCCUGAUGUGCACAGUGAGCGGCAAUGAGUUGGUCAACUUCAACUGGGCUUAUCCUCGUGAAAAGGCUGGAAAGGCUGUGGAACCAGUGACUGACUUUCUGCCUGGAUCCACCCAUGAAAUCCGCUCCAUCCUCAUCAUCCAGAAUGCAGAGCUAGAUGACAGUGGGACCUACACCUGCAAUGUCUCGGAGGGCUACCAUGAGAAAACAGACCGAAAAGAUAUCACAGUCCAUGUAAUCGAGCGAGGCUUUGUGCGCUUCCACACUCACCUGGCUAGCACGGAGUAUGCCGAGGUCCAUAAGAGCCGCACCAUCCAGGUGGAAGUGGAGGCCUACCCACCACCAAGCAUCACGUGGCUGAAGAACAACAAGACAUUGAUCAUGGAGAGCAACAGCGAGUUCAGCAUCUCCAGCAGGAACCUCUCAGAAACCAGGUACCAAACAGCUCUGGUCCUGGUGCGGGUGAAGCAAGAAGAAGGAGGAUUUUACACCAUCCGAGCUUCCAAUGAGGAUGAUGUGCAGGAGCUGUCCUUCCAUCUGCAGAUAAAUGUGCCAGCCAAAGUGGUGGAUCUCAAGGAGAACAGCAGUGCCAGCAGUGGGGAGCAGACGGUAACGUGCUCUGCUGAAGGGAUGCCGCAGCCAGAGAUCAGCUGGUCCACCUGCAGUGACAUCAAAUGGUGCAGCACCAAGGGGCAGCCCACGCGGCUGCUGGGCAACGACUCGGCGGAGAUCGGCCUGCAGACCAACGCCACGUACCACGCGGAGCUGCAGGUGUACCGCGUGAACAGCACCCUGCAGCUGCAGCGCCUCGACGAGCCCCUGCUGCUGCGAUGCACCGUGCAGAACUUCCUGGGCACCAACUCCCAGGACAUCACGCUGGUCCCGCACACCUUGCCGUUUAAAGUGGUCAUCAUCUCCGUCAUCCUGGCCUUGCUGGUCCUUACCGUCAUCUCCUUGGUCAUCCUCAUCGUGCUGUGGCAGAAGAAACCACGUUACGAAAUCCGCUGGAAGGUGAUUGAGUCAGUCAGCUCCGAUGGGCACGAAUACAUCUACGUGGACCCUAUGCAGCUGCCUUAUGACUCCAGCUGGGAGGUGCCCAGGGACAAGCUGAUAUUAGGUCGCACUCUUGGCUCUGGUGCCUUUGGACGUGUCGUGGAGGCAACAGCCCAUGGCUUGAGCCAUUCGCAAUCCGCUAUGAAAGUGGCAGUCAAAAUGCUCAAGUCCACUGCCAGAAGCAGCGAGAAGCAGGCCCUCAUGUCAGAGCUGAAGAUCAUGAGCCACCUGGGACCUCACCUGAACAUUGUCAACUUGCUGGGAGCCUGUACCAAAGGAGGGCCCAUCUAUAUCAUCACCGAGUACUGCCGCUACGGGGACCUGGUGGACUACCUGCACCACAACAAGCACACCUUCCUGCAGGCCUACGGCGAGAAGGGCCGGCGAGAGGCAGAGCUGUACGGGAACACCAUCAAGGAGGAGCACGUGCAGAGUCACCUCUCCGUGUCUGUUGAGAGCGAUGGUGGCUACAUGGACAUGAGCAAGGAUGACUCCCUGGAUUACGUGCCCAUGUCUGAUAUGAAGGGUGAAGUCAAGUACGCUGACAUCGAAUCCUCCAACUAUGGCACCCCAUAUGAGUUGGACAGCUACUCCCCAUCAGCUCCUGAAAGAACAGACCGGAUGACCCUGAUAAACGAGUCUCCGCUUCUCAGCUAUAUGGACUUGAUUGGGUUUAGCUUCCAGGUGGCCAAUGGAAUGGAGUUCCUGGCUUCCAAAAACUGCGUGCAUCGUGACCUGGCUGCGAGGAAUGUCCUCAUCUGUGAGGGGAAGCUGGUGAAGAUCUGCGACUUUGGCCUGGCAAGGGACAUCAUGAGGGAUUCGAACUACAUCUCCAAGGGCAGCACCUUCUUGCCUCUUAAGUGGAUGGCCCCAGAGAGCAUCUUCAACAACCUCUACACCACUCUGAGUGAUGUGUGGUCCUUUGGGAUUCUCCUCUGGGAGAUAUUCACUCUGGGAGGGACUCCAUACCCUGAACUCCCCAUGAAUGAACAGUUCUACAAUGCCAUCAAACGUGGCUAUCGGAUGUCCAAACCCACCCAUGCUUCUGAUGAAAUCUACGAUAUCAUGCAGAAGUGCUGGGAGGAGAAAUUUGAGAUAAGACCAUCCUUCUCACAGCUGGUGGUGCUCAUGGGAAACCUCUUGGUGGAUUGCUACAGGAAGAGAUACCAGCAGGUGGAUGAAGAGUUCAUGAAGAGCGACCACCCCGCUGUUGUCCGCACAAGACCCACGAUCCCUGGGCUGAACAACGUCAGGCCUGCUCCCAGCUCCCCCACCAGCAGCAUCCUCUACACAGCUGUGCAUCAGAAUGGGGGCGAGAACGACUAUAUCAUCCCCCUUCCCGACCCCAAGCCCGAGGGAAUCUGCGACCUCCCUCUGGAGGCCUCCGUCAGCCGGGCCAGCUCUAUGCUGAAUGAGGUGAACACGUCGUCUACGAUAUCCUGUGACAGCCCCUUGGGCCCUCAGCAGGACGAGGAGCAGGAAUCGGACCCGCCGCUGGGCUGCCAGGAGCCGAACAUGGGGCACCACGAGGUGGAGGAGAGUUUCCUGUAGUCAGAGCUGGGCUGACUUUGCAACUCCUCACAGCGAGGCCAU